UCUAAACAUUAUACCUCAGGAACAUUCGCUUAUGCGGGCAGCCAACUCGGCGCGGUGAUCACAAUGCCGAUUGCUGGAGUUCUCGCUGCAUCCAACAGUGGUUGGCCCAGUAUCUUUUACAUAUUCGGUGUAUUAGCGAUUAUCUGGAGCAUAGCGUUCCUUUAUUUUGGAGCAGACACACCGUCCAUUCAUCGCAGUAUUUCUCCGGAGGAGAGGAUGUAUAUAGAAGACAGUUUGAGGACAACUGAAGCAAAAAGCGAUGACGAGGUCAAACAGAAACUGAAAACACCGUGGAAGCACAUAUUCACUUCGCUACCUAUGUGGGCUAUCAUAAUAGCCCACUCCACGCAAAAUUGGGGAGGAACGACUUUAUCGACGCAAAUACCGAGUUACAUAACAGGCGUGUUGAAUUUCAAUGUCAAAGAGAGUGGUAUAAUUUCCGCUUUGCCAUACUCGGUGAAGUUUAUUCUUACCUUUCCCAUAAGCUGGCUAUCCGACUUUGCAUUGAAGAAAGGUGCGGCCAGGGGUACAAUUAGAAAGAUUUGCAACACAGUGGCUUAUUGGGGUCCGGCUAUCGCUCUGGCAUGUAUGAGCGUCGUACCCACCGAUGGUUAUAUAUGGGCCAUUGUCAUCCUUGUUCUGGCAGUAAGUCUGAACGCUGGGGGUUUAAGCGGCUUCCUCAUCAAUCAUAUAGAUCUUAGCCCAAACUUUGCUGGGACCAUGGUAUCCAUCACCAAUACCUUUGCCACCGUCAUCUCUAUUAUCGCGCCACUAAUAUGUGCUAUCAUCGUCACCGACGAGAGUAACGUGUAUCAGUGGAACAUCGUGUUCUACGUCUCAGCGGCGCUUUUCUUUCUAGGUAAUUUGGUGUUUGUGAUAUUCGGCAAAGGCGAGAUACAAUGGUGGAAUGACCCAAAAGCACAACAGCCGAAACGAAAGGAGAAAAAAGAGAACGAAACGCACAUUUAAAAUUUUAUAAAAUUAACUUUGAUACGCUCUUGUGAAAUUUUUGUAACUUGUCAUUGGACUAAAUCCUACGGCAAGUUAUAAAAUAUGCGGGUGUGUAAUGUAGGGGAAACCGGGGCUAAAAGUAACACGGGUAAGUUGUCACAAAGCUUAUAUCUCACUUAAUAGAUUGAGUGGAAUAUUUUUCUUUAUAGUAUAGGUUGCUCCUAUCGUGUUAGUCGGGUGCACGAAAUAGCUCGUUUCAAAAACAUCGCAUGUAAUAUUUACGAGCACUUUUUAAAAAUUGGAUCGUGAGUAAGUUUUUCUUGCCUGUAUUUUUAUUAUUCCGUUGGUUUUUGGAAUUACUGUCGUAAUAUUUCUUUUUGGUCAUAAGAAAUAUUAUAGUUUUAAAUAAUUUUUCCUGUAUUUAGUUAACCGUCAUUGCAACAUAGUUUAUAAAUAUAAUCUUCUUUGUUCAAAAUGACCAUUCAGGGUAAGUUGUCUCAAAUGAGAUGGGAUUCAAAGUUUAUGAGAAUUAUUAUUCUUUUAUUUACUCAAAGCUUAUGAAAGUAUUACAAAGUUUAUGAAAAUUAUUAUUCUUUCAUUUACUCUAAGUUUAUGAGAAUUAUAUUACAAAGUUUACGAAAAUUAUUA
Messenger RNA from Temnothorax curvispinosus, 1599 nucleotides. RefSeq names its product putative inorganic phosphate cotransporter. The annotation marks the transcript as partial. Gene Ontology annotation, cellular component: plasma membrane. The record is from RefSeq and is a predicted model, not a curated record. Gene Ontology annotation, biological process: transmembrane transport; monoatomic anion transport. Gene Ontology annotation, molecular function: transmembrane transporter activity. Lineage: Eukaryota; Metazoa; Arthropoda; Insecta; Hymenoptera; Formicidae. The transcript has 4 exons.